AUGCUCGCUGGCGCGAGGUUGCUGCUGCUGGUCGGCUCGGCGGCCGCUUUCGUGGCACGCGGGCCGGCGCCGCUCUCGCCGCACGCGCCGGCGGCGGCGCGCUCCGGUGCGGUCCUCGCCAAGAAGAAGGCGGAGGAGGAGGGGCUCUACUCGGACACCGUCUCGCUGCCUCAGACGUCCUUUUCGCAGCGGGCGAUGGCGGCGACGCGGGAGCCGGAGCUGCAGCAGUUUUGGUCCGAGAAGCGCGUCUACGAGCGCCUCUGCGAGACCAAUCCCGGCGAGCCAUUCACGCUGCACGACGGCCCGCCGUACGCCAACGGCGACCUCCACAUCGGCCACGCGCUCAACAAAGUGCUCAAGGACGUCAUCAACAAGUACCAGCUGCUGCGCGGCCGCAAGGCGCGCUUCGUGCCCGGCUGGGACUGCCACGGCCUCCCGAUCGAGCUCAAGAUUACAAUCUCGCUCACAGGAGCCGAGCGGCAGGCGCUGACGCCGAUCGAUCUGCGGAAGAAGGCGGCCGCCUUUGCGCGGGAGACGGUCGACAAGCAGCGAACCUCCUUCCAGCGGUGGGGCGUCUGGGCGGACUGGUCUGCGCCCUACCUCACCCUGCAGCCAGAAUACGAGGCGAGAUGGGCCGAGAGGAGCCGAGAGGAGCCGAGAUCUGCCCAGCUGGGAGUGUUUGGGGCGAUGUUCCUGCAGGGCCUCCUCCGUCGUAGCCCCCGUGCGGUGCACUGGUCGCCGUCCUCUCGCACCGCGCUGGCAGAGGCGGAGUUGGAGUACCCGGAGGGGCACACCUCUCAGUCCAUCUACGUUGCCUUCGACGCAGAGAGCAUCGCCAUCCGCACGCCUCCACUCAUCUCUUCACAGCGCAGCUUGUGCCUCCGCAUCGCUAUCUGGACCACCACGCCGUGGACCAUCCCCGCGAACCUCGCGGCACCGGCCCGUAGAUGCCGGCAGGCAGACGCGCUCUCCUUGGCUUGGGCGAGGGAGAGGCGCUGGAGGUGGCGGGCAACCCUCAAGGGCGGCGAGGCGGUGAACGGCGUCUCUUCACACGAGUGGCGGUGUGAACAGGUGGUGGCGACCCUCAAGGGCAGCGAGCUGGUGGGCACCACGUACACGCACCCGCUGGCGGGGCGCAGCUCGAUGGUUGUGGAGGGCGGCGACUACAUCACAACAGAGUCCGGCACCGGCCUUGUCCACACGGCGCCCGCGCCGGGCCACGGUCAGGAGGACUACCAGACGGGCCUCAAGUACGGCCUCGAGCUGCUCUCGCCCGUGGACGACGCGGGGCGGUUCACCGAUGAGGCUGGAGACGGCCUCGCAGGCUUGAAUGUGCUCGGCGACGGCAACACGGCGGUCAUCGAGAAGCUCAAGACGAGCGGCAACUUGCUCAGCGUCGAUCCGUACCAGCACAAGUACCCGUACGACUGGAGGACGAAGAAGCCAACCAUCUUUCGCGCCACGUCGCAGUGGUUUGCGUCGGUCGACGGGUUCCGCGACGGCGCCCUCGCCGCAAUCGGCGAGACAGAGUGGCUGCCAGCGGUCGGCGAGCGGCGCAUCACCGCGAUGACGCAGUCUCGCUCCGACUGGUGCAUCUCGCGGCAGCGCACUUGGGGCGUCCCGAUCCCGGUGUUCUACGACCGGCAGACCGACGAGCCUCUCCUCAACGAGGAGACGCUUUCGCACGUGCAGAGGCUAGUUGCAGAGCACGGGACCGACGUCUGGUGGACGUCGACCGAGGCGGAGCUGCUGCCCGAGCCGUACGCCUCGGACGCGGGCCGCUGGCGCAAGGGGACCGACACGAUGGACGUCUGGUUCGACUCUGGCUCGUCUUGGGCCUCGGUGGCGGAGGCGCGGGAGGGGCUGCGCUACCCCGCCGACCUCUACCUCGAGGGCUCGGACCAGCACCGAGGCUGGUUCCAGUCGUCGCUGCUCACGUCAGUGGCGUCGCGUGGCCAGGCGCCGGACAAAGGCCUUGCGCCGUAUAAGGCUGUGCUCACGCACGGCUUCGUCCUCGACGAGAAGGGCUUCAAGAUGUCAAAGUCGCUCGGGAACGUCGUCGACCCUAAGCUGAUCACCGACGGCGGCAAGAACCUCAAGGCUCAGCCCGCGUACGGCGCCGACGUGCUGCGGCUCUGGGUCGCGUCGUCAAACUACGCUGCGGACGUCUGCAUCGGCGACUCCAUCAUCAAGCAGACCUUCGAGGCGUACCGCAAGAUGCGCAACACGGCCCGAUUCCUCCUCGGCAACUUGCACGACUUCGACCCCGCCGUCGACGCCGUGCCGCUCGCGGGUCUGCCCGAGCUCGACGUGUACGUGCUCGGCCUGCUGGACGGCCUGCUGGCGGAGGUGCGCGCGGCGUACGACGCCUACUCCUUCUCGCGCGCGGUCGGCGCGCUCCAGCAGUUCCUCGUCUCGGACCUGUCCAACUUCUACCUCGACGACCGGCUCUACAUCGCGGCGCCCGACGAGCCACGCCGCCGCUCCUGCCAGACGGUCCUCUCCCGCGUCGUGGAGUCCGUCGCCGCCGCCGCCGCGCCCGUGCUUCCGCACCUGGCCGAGGACAUUUACCAGAACCUUCCCUACGCGACGCCGCACGCGUCCGUUUUCGAGGCGGGCUGGCCGGCGGCGGCGCCGGCACAGGGCGAGGAGCGGCGCGGUCGCGCGGCGUGGGCGGCGGUGCGCUCGCUGCGCGACGAGGUGAACCGGAACCUUGAGCUCGCGCGCGCGGAGAAGGCGUUGGGCGCGUCGCUGGAGGCCAAGGUGUUGCUGCACUGCGCGGACCCGGCGGUGUCAGAAGCCCUCGCGCGCUGGUCGGGCGCAAGCAACGGCGUCGACGAGCUGCGCUUCCUCUUUCUGACCUCGCAGGUUGAGCUACACACACACACACACACACACACACACACACACACACACACACACACACACACACACACACACACACACACACACACACACACACACACACACCGCUUGCCCACGCCCUCCGGGCCUUGCACUUUCAAUGCCGUGGGGCUCCUGUCGUCUAGACGUGGAGUCGCGAGGGACUAG
Messenger RNA from Emiliania huxleyi CCMP1516, 3051 nucleotides. Its product is annotated as putative mitochondrial isoleucine tRNA synthetase. The coding region runs from base 1 to 3051 and encodes 1016 amino acids. The transcript is spliced from 19 exons. Gene Ontology annotation, biological process: isoleucyl-tRNA aminoacylation. The record is from RefSeq and is a predicted model, not a curated record. Gene Ontology annotation, molecular function: aminoacyl-tRNA deacylase activity; ATP binding; tRNA binding. Gene Ontology annotation, cellular component: cytosol. Lineage: Eukaryota; Haptophyta; Isochrysidales; Noelaerhabdaceae.